UUUCACAAAUUUCAUCUUUUUCAUCAUAAGUUUUAAUGUUUCUGAUGUGGGUAUUUUAGAUUUGGUGCCCCCCAUAUAUCAACUUCUAAGGUUGUGUUUGAUCAAGAAACCGGAAAAUGAAAUUCGGUAAGAGGUUGAAGCAACAUGUUCAAGAAACUUUACCAGGGUGGCGUGACAUGUACUUAAAUUACAAGGGUUUAAAGAAACUUGUGAGGUUGAUAUCUUCGUCGUCCGAAGAUGAGUUUGUAUAUCUUCUAGACAACGAGCUCGACAAGUUUAACUCGUUUUUCAUUGAACAAGAAGAAGAUUUCAUUAUACGUCAUAAGGAGUUGCAACAAAGAAUAAAAAGGGUGAUUGAGAAUGACCCGUCAUCACAAGAAGAGUAUGAAAAUGAGAUGGCAAGAAUUAAGAAAGACAUCGUUGACUUCCAUGGUGAAAUGGUUCUUUUAGUCAACUAUAGCAACAUCAAUUACACGGGAAUGACAAAAAUUCUAAAGAAAUAUGACAAACGAACCGGAGGAUUUUUGCGUUUGCCAUUCAUCCAAAAGGUCUUGGAGCAACCUUUCUUCACCACCGAGCUCAUUUCAAAGCUCGUGAAAGAAUGUGAAACGCUCAUUGAUGAGCUUUUUCCGGCGAUGGUGGUGGCAGAGGAGAUGGCAAAGGCGGUAGGCACGGAAGCAAGAGAAGGAAUUUUUAGAAACAUUGUGGUAGCUUUGUUGACGAUGAAAGAGAUUAGAAAAGGGAGCUCGACUCAUAGUCAUUUCUCUCUUCCGAUUCUAGAUUUGCGUGAUGCUGAGCUUAUACGAUCCUUUCAACUCAAUUCGACCAUACAUAUCAUUUAACUUAAUGCCUUUGGUUCGGUUUUGGAUAUCUAUCCUUCCAACUCAGUUUUAUUCGUUUCGUUAUUAACUAUAUGUUUUUCCUAUUACAUUACAUGUAUUCAUGAGGUUUUUUUUCUUCUCCAAAGUGUGGUGGGUCACAACUCACAAACUUCAAGUCA
This is a messenger RNA of Helianthus annuus (common sunflower), 1000 nucleotides long. RefSeq names its product SPX domain-containing protein 3. NCBI's taxonomy places the organism in Eukaryota, Viridiplantae, Streptophyta, Magnoliopsida, Asterales, Asteraceae. Bases 117 to 842 code for a protein of 241 amino acids. The record is from RefSeq and is a predicted model, not a curated record. The transcript is spliced from 3 exons. Gene Ontology annotation, biological process: cellular response to phosphate starvation.